ACUGAUUUACCGAAUACCUAUUGGAAAAGUGAAUUGCAACAUUUUUCUAUCGAUUUGUAGCAGAAAUUUUACAAAACGCAUUUUGUUGUUGCACACUCUCUAACACACUCGUGCACGCACACAAAGAAAACUUUGCGGCUGUGGCCCUAAAUGUGUGUGUGUGUAUGUGUAACCAGCUUGUGCGAUCGAGCGGAACAGGAACAGGAAAAGGAAGUAACUGCUGUUGCAACAUCUGUUGAACACAAAGCAUUUUUGAUUGAGUCAACAAAAGCCACGGCAUAAAAUGGCGCCAUAAACCAAACCAAGUUACGCUCAGGGGAACCUCAGCCGAGUACACACGGACAGCUACACACAGGCAAACAGAGCACCACCCAGUCGAUUGUGCCAAAAACUUUCAACUUAUAAGUUCAAAGCGAAACGCGCAUAGCGUAUACGUCGCGUGCAACCAAGAAACAGCAACCUAAGAUCACUUUGGGGCCAAGCUACUUUAGGCCCGCGUAAAUUGCCUAAUUUUUGCAUUCGCUGUUUGCAACUAGAGUCAAACCAAUGCAUUUAGGCUUUCAAAAUCGCCCCAAGCAACAAGAACAACAGCGCGAACAACAAGAGAAGCAUCAAAAGCGUUUUACGUUUAGUAAACGACGAUGUCAUCAUUACAACGUGAAUGCCGUUUACAGGAUUCACGGGCAUCGGUUUACUGUGCGAGUGAACCGGACCCAAUUAGUCGAGUCCAGUACGAGUCGGGAGGGCUCAUUCUCACUACAACGGCAGCGACACCAACAACGCCACAGGCACAGCCCGCCAGUCGCUCCCAGCCAGCGGAGCCUUCGCUGCUUAACGAAUGCCAGCAGUCAAGUGGCUCCUUGUUUUCCGUGGUCUCGGCGCCGCCAGCGCCGGUUCCAAUGUCGCUGGCCCAGCUUGAUGUACAUACGUUGGGUGGAAGCGGAGCCUUUGAGGGGAUGGCCAAUGUGCAGAACUCGCCGCAGCCGCGUCGUCCUAUCACGCUUUCCAUUGACACACCCUGCGGUCCACGCACCCUCCAUUCCAGCUUCCUGGAACACCAGAUCUCUGAAAUCGAAGAGGACGACAAUGAGAACCUGUUGACCGUCUCUAGCAUUACGGCUCGUCCGCUAAUAGAGAAAUCGCAUGAGUUACGUAGCAGUCGAAAGUUGCCCCCGUGCUCGGCACUUGGCAAAAGCUCAAAGCGCUCUAAUGCUGCCAAGAGGACGCUGCAACGACGCAAAGAGUCAGCCAAAGAUUCAUCGGCGACCACAACGCGCAGUGGCUCAGAGAUUGCAGAGCCACCAGACGGCGGCUAUGGAUGGUUUAUUGUCUUUGGCGCUUUUUCUGUGCAAUUCUGGGUUGCCGGCUUGGUCAAAUCAUAUGGCGUGCUCUAUGUGGAAAUCAUGGAAACAUUUCCCAGUUCAACCGCUACGGUAGCCUCCUGGAUACCGGCCAUAUUAUCGGCACUUUGUUUAGUUUUGGCCCCACUCUCGAGUGCACUGUGCCAACGCUUUUCUUGCCGCUCCGUCGUCUUUGUGGGCGGUAUUUUCUGUGCCCUAGGCAUGAUUCUCAGCUACUUUGCCACCAAUCUGCUACACCUGCUCUUCACCUUCGGCAUACUGACGGGAAUUGGCGGUGGUCUAUCUACCACUCCCGGGAUUGUCAUAGUCUCCCAGUACUUUGACAAGCAUCGCGCUCUUGCCAACGGGAUAUGUGUGUCGGGCACUGCCGCCGGUAGCUUCAUUUUACCCAUUUUGAUCAAACAUCUGGCAGAAAACUGGGGCUUCCAUGGCACCAUUCUUAUACUUGGCGGGUGCAUGUUGCAUGUCUGCGUUUCUGCCACACUUUACAGACCCAUUAGCGAGUAUACCCAUAGCCAACCGGAUGAUGCUACGAAGCCUUUGAAUGACUUGCCCAAUCCUGUAAUGCUGACCUCCUCAACCUAUUUGGAUGCAUGCGAGCUCCCAACAGAUUUGAAUAACAAGUUCAUCGAGCAUUUGUUUCUUGAAAAGAAAAAUCAAUUAAAUGACUACUAUAAUGAAAAGAAUCAAUUGCAGCCAGAUGCUCAAGACAAAUCAGCACAGGAGAGCGAUGACGAAGUCAAAGAUAUAAUAGGCGAGACCACCUUUAUCAAGCCUAUGAAGAAAGUGCGGAGCUCGGGACUCCUGCAUUCUGUGGAGGAUCUGAGCACUGAUUCCACUUGGGUCUAUCGCAAGCAUUCGGGCACUGACUCCAAUCGCGGCAGUCGUCGUCGUCGGAACGUAUUUGCCAAUGAUGAAAUCAUCUCGAAAAUUCAGGCGCAUCUCGAGAAACCGCUGUCGCCCCCAAGCAUAGUUACACGGGGCCUGAGCAAAAGCAUGGAAAUCCCAACACCUGUAAGUAAUCUUAGCGAGCUGAAGCAGACACACGGACAUAUAUUAGAUGGGCAGCUGGCUGAGUCAAACGCAACCUAUAGCGUUGACGUAUUCGAUGACGACAGCAACGAUAAUGAUGACGACGACGAUGGGGACGAACAGCCACGCACCUGCUGCGAACGCAUUGAGAUGUAUCUGGAUAUAAGCUUGCUGCAGGACCCCAGUUUCAUCCUAAUGUGUCUAUCGGUCACCCUCAUGUCCGUGGGUUGUCCCUAUAUGCUGUAUUAUCUGCCCGCUCACACCAUUUCCAUUGGCUAUAACAAAAGUGAAGCUGGUUACUUGGUAGCCAUCAGCGCAGUGCUAGAUUUGUGUGGCCGCCUGGGUCUUGGUUGGCUCUCUGACCUGCAGCUUUUUGAUCGAAAGAAGACCUUCACCCUGUGCAUAUUUGGCGCUGGUCUGGCCGUGCUCACCAUCCCUUUUGCCAGCACCUUGGUUUGGCUUGGCCUCUCUGCUGCAGUCUAUGGCUUGUGUCUGGGGAGCUGGUACGUCCUAAUGCCUGUGCUGUUGGCUGAUAUCUUCGGAACAGACCGCAUCAGUUCCAGCUACGGCUUAGUACGAAUGUUUCAGAGCAUUGGAGCGAUAUCGGUGCCGCCACUGGCAGGUCUACUACGCGACGUUACUGGCGACUACGAGAUUUGCUUUUACUGCAUGGGAUCCUGCAUGAUUUUGGGUUGCACACCAUUAAUAAUUUGGACCAUUCUGGAGGCUCGCGAUCAUCGCUGGUUUGUGCAAAGGAGCGAAGAUGACUGCGAGGAAUCUUAAUCUGUAUUAUUUAUACUCGCACAUAUUGAUUAUUGAUAAAUUAGCUUACAGUUGAGUUACAUAUUUACAUAAUCGGUGUGUUAGCAGUGUUUUAGUAGCGAUUACAAUUACACCAUAGCUUAAUUGCUCUAGCGCGUAAAGUGUCAACAGCAGUACAAAAUUGAGUUCGAAAUCCUCACCGAUGAGGAAUAUUUUCCUAAGUAACAUAACAAUCACAUGCUACUCGCUUCAAUGGAACGUACAAAACAGAAAAAAAUUAUGUGACUUUAAUUUAUGCCUCAAUUGAAUUUCUAUGAACAAGGCUAGCCAAUCUUACAUUAAUUAUUUUGAUUGGCACUAUACAAAACUAUAUACAAAAGCGUGCUUAUUCCAUAUG
This is a messenger RNA of Scaptodrosophila lebanonensis, 3552 nucleotides long. RefSeq lists its product as uncharacterized. NCBI's taxonomy places the organism in Eukaryota, Metazoa, Arthropoda, Insecta, Diptera, Drosophilidae. Gene Ontology annotation, molecular function: monocarboxylic acid transmembrane transporter activity. Gene Ontology annotation, biological process: monocarboxylic acid transport; transmembrane transport. The transcript has 6 exons. The coding region runs from base 642 to 3176 and encodes 844 amino acids. The record is from RefSeq and is a predicted model, not a curated record.